AUGCCAUUAGGUGUUUAUGCAGUCGAAUACGUGGGAGCUACUAGCCAGGCGACCGAACAACUUCAGUUAUUUGCAAGUAAUCCUCAUGUUUCGCUUAUCGAUCAGGAAGUUCGUCAACGUGAUGCUGCAAUUCGACGAGUAGAAUCAACUAUCGUUCAACUUGGGGAAAUUUAUCAGCAAUUCUCUAGUUUAGUUCAAGAACAGGGUGAUCUGGUAUUACGAAUAGACAGUCAAACCGAUGAUAUGGAAAUGAAUAUUAGUGAGGCACAUGCACAGUUGCUGGUGUUUAUGCGACGAAUUUCUGCACAAAGAGGAUUUCUUAUUAAGAUGUCUGAAUGUACAGCUGUUAUAGAUCAUAUCGAUAGCAGCAAAAAAGAUGUUAAUGAUGAAAAUAUUCGCUUACCUUCAAAACGUCACUAUCGUCAACGAGCUCACUGUAAUCCUUGGUCAGAUCAUACACUUGAUUAUCCUCUGAAACCAGAAUUAAUGGAUUGGGAAACGUUAUUUGGAGAUUGUCGAAAUUCUUUGUCGCUAGUGAAUACUGGUUCUUUUGAUCCCCUCGUACGUUUUUUGGAUGUAGGUUGUGGAUAUGGUGGACUUUUGUUUAAUUUAUCUACCUCUUAUCCAUUUACGCGGAGUGUUGGAUUAGAAAUACGCUUGAAAGUCUGUGACUUUGUUCAGGAGAAACUCAAUGCUCUGCGUCUGAAACAUCCUGGUCAGUACAACAAUAUAGCUUGUAUUCGUACAAAUGCGAUGAAGUUUUUGCCCAAUUUCUUUCACCAAGCUCAGUUGCACAAAAUAUUCUUCCUCUAUCCAGAUCCCCACUUCAAACGUGUUAAGCAUAAGUGGCGUAUUAUUUCUCCAACCUUGCUGGAUGUUUAUGCAUACCUUUUGAAACCUAGUGGUAAAAUAUAUUCAGCUACUGAUGUUCCUGACCUUGGCAAAUGGAUUAUGGAUUGUUUGUCCGCACAUCCUCUUUUCCGUCCAGUUUGUCUUAUUCAUCUCCGUCCUCAGAACAAAGAUACGAAAAAUUCAAGUGAACUAUUGAAGUUAUCUGCUGACUCAAAUGUAUUUAAAAGCAGUCCUUAUUUUAUCAACGACUCUGAUGUAUUUGAGAAAAUGAAAGAAUCAGACCCAAUCCUAAAGUUAUUGGAACAAGGUUGUACAGAAGAAGCCCACAAGGCCUGCAGAGAAGGACGUGAAACUCUUAUUAUUGUAUAUGAAAGAAUUCCAAAUCCACCUCUGUAA
Molecule: messenger RNA, 1248 nt
Organism: Trichobilharzia szidati
Lineage: Eukaryota; Metazoa; Platyhelminthes; Trematoda; Strigeidida; Schistosomatidae
Source: the annotation of a GenBank genome assembly